AGUACAUACAUAGGCAGGCGGUUUACAUGCCUACCUGGGUGCCUAUCUACAUAUAGGUACACUCGCUAUACUCGAUACGGGGAAAUGGUGAUGCCGAAUAAGUGUACUGUUAGUUAGUUUGGUUCUAUAGAAGAGCCGAUUUAUUUCCCCGCGUUCGGCUCCACCGCGCGUUCGAUCUGACGAACGGUUCGAUGCUUCCACCCGAUGGCCCCCCGAUAACCUACUAUACUAUUACCUUGUCUACCUUACAUACCUCAUCCCUACCUUCUACCCAGUAGGUAGCUACCUACAUGUAGGUCAACGUGACUACUAUUCAGGUCAGCCGCGUAUAGCUUGGGUGGAAAUUUGACCCGUCAGGAUUUUUUUGCUCUAAGGAAUCAAGCGAAACGAGGGUAUCACGAGGAGAUUUGGGUAGCUCAGUCAAGAAAGAUUUUGCUAUCCUAGGUAUUACACCUUGAACGACCAACCAAUAAUGGCGGGCCCAGCAGAGGAGCAACAGCAGCAGCACGCGGACUUCCGCAAGUACCUCCCCGACCUGUCCACGCCGCGGUUCCAGGCGAUCGCGCAAAACGACGCCAAGGGCCACUCGCGCGAGCUGCUCGAGCACCACCGCCCGCCCUGGCUGUACGGCCUGUACGUGCACUGGCGCAAGCUGUUCGAGGAGCCCUUCCGCGGCGUGACCAGCGACGGCAUCGUGCGCGCGCCGCCCUCCCCCCUCUUCCCGCUGCGCGACGAGGGCGUCCCCGCGGCGCUCAUCGCCGCCGCCGCGCAGCACGUCAUCGCGCUGCUGUCCCCCGCGCAGGCCGUGCGCACGCUGCUCCACAUCGACUCCCCCGAGUGGCGCUCCUGGUCGAACCCGGAGUUCCUGCUCAGCGACAAGGGGGUCCGGCUCGAGGAGCUGGCGCCCGCGCAGAGGGAGAGCGUGCUGGGGCUGCUGGAGAAGACGCUGAGCCCCGAGGGCUACGCGAAGGCGCUGGCGGCGAUGCGCAUCAACCAUUUCCUCGGAGAGCUGGUCAACGCGCCGAGGGUGAUGAACCAGCACAGCUAUAACUUCGUGCUGUUCGGGACGCCGGUCGCCGACCGCCCGUGGGGGUUCAGCUUCUACGGGCAUCACCUGUGUCUCAGCGUGUUCCUGCACAAAGGGCAGAUCGUGAUAAGCCCGUGGUUCACGGGCGCGGAGCCGAACACCAUCGACGCGGGCCCGUGGAAGGGGACGCGCAUCCUGCACGAGGAGGAGAGGCUGGGGCUGGAGCUUAUGCAGAGCUUAAGCGAGGGGGAGAAGAAGACGGCGACGGUGUACAGGGAGAUGAAGGACCCGGCGAUGCCGAAGGGCCGCUGGAAUCAUGACGAUCAGCGGCACUUGUGCGGCGCGUACCGCGACAACCGCGUCGUGCCGUACGAGGGCGUCGUCGUCUCGGCACUGGGGCCCGCGCAGCAGGCGCUCGUGAAACAGAUCCUCAACGAGUACCUCCUGUACCUCCCCGCGCGCGCGCGCGAGCUCAAACUCCAGGACUGCGAGGAGUGGUUCAAGGAGACGUACUUCUCGUGGAUCGGCGGCCACGGCGAGCAUGAUCCGUUCUACUACCGCAUACAGAGUCCUGUGGUGCUGGUUGAGUUCGACCACCACUCGGGCGUCUUUUUGGCGAAUAGUGAGCCGGCCAAGUUUCAUAUACAUACGCUGCUGCGCACGCCGAAUGCGGGGGACUAUGGGUUUGCGCUGAGGAAGCAGGUUCAGGGGGUCGUGAGCCAGGAGUAUGUGUGGGAGGAGUAGGUGAGGUAGGUGAUGAUGGGAGCGUAUGUGUGUGAGCGUUUGGUCGAUGGGCUUUGGACUCGCUGGGUAUAAAGGGGCUUGGAAAUGGAUAAGGGUUUUGGAGAGAGUUUGGGAGGAAGCCAUUUAGGUACAUAGCAGGCGCGGAAAAGGAUGGGAGACUGCACUGAAGGCACUGGAGGUAUUUCAACAUACAUGAACACCUAAGUAGGGUGAUAUAUGUCGGUAGGUAGGUAGUCGAUGGUGUAAAUACCACGCGAUAGUAUAUAAAUCACUUAUACUCA
Hypoxylon fragiforme is the source of this 2052-nucleotide messenger RNA. RefSeq lists its product as uncharacterized. NCBI's taxonomy places the organism in Eukaryota, Fungi, Ascomycota, Sordariomycetes, Xylariales, Hypoxylaceae. The transcript has 2 exons. The record is from RefSeq and is a predicted model, not a curated record. The coding region runs from base 473 to 1771 and encodes 432 amino acids.